AUGAAGAAACUUUUCACAACUAGCAUAAAUUCUCAUGGCAUCAGUGAAAAAUCAUUCGAGCUGCAAAAUUGUAGAUCAUCAUAUGUGGCUGCUUUUGGUUUCAAUCAAUCAGUUGACAUUUUUGAUCGUCAUGGUGAGAAGAAACUGGAAAUACCUUUACCUGGAGAGGCUAUCUCCAUGUCCUGGGAUGCUGAUGGUGACAAUCUUGCUAUCAUCGAUGAUAAAACAUCUUCCGCUACGUUAUGGGAUUCUCUUUCUUUCAAAAUAAGCCAAAUUCAUACUGGAGUGAGAGAUAACCUAACUGUUUUGUCUUGGUCUAAGGUAGGAAGUCGUUUAGCUAUCGGGACAAGUAAAGGCAACCUUAUCAUAUACAAUCACAAGAAUUUGAAAAAAACAUCGCUUCUCGGAAAACAUACCAGAAGAAUAACAUGUGCUGUGUGGAACAGAAACAACAUUAUAGCACUGGCAAGCGACGAUAAAAGCAUCACUAUAAACUCUUCCGAAGGCGAUUUAAUUAAACACACCGUAAUACAUGAUCAGCCUUUAAGUUUGGACUUUGGCCGGAUGAAACUUGACGUUACCUCCGGAAGUGAAGACAAUACAGUUAGUUGCAUCAUUGGUAAGAAGAAAUUAUUUUUGCUAAAUCUGAACGAUAUGGAAAAUCCAUUGGAGCUGGCAUUUCGUCAAGCCUAUGGUGAUAUAAUUGCAUACCAUUGGUUCGGUGAUGGAUACAUUAUGGUUGGAUUUUCAUGUGGUUACUUUGUUGUGAUUUCCACACAGUCAAGUGAAUUCGGAAAAGAGAUCUAUCAAAUUCGUGAUCAUAAAGAUAGUUUACAUGAUAUUUCAGUGUCUACGGUCUUAAAUCGAUGUGCAACUGUGGGAGAUCGUUGUGUCAAAAUCCAUGACCUCCAAAAUAUUCGUGAAUUAACUGCAAUUAUUGAAUUGGAGCAACAAGAAGAAGAACUGAAUAGUUCAAAUAAUAAAAGCAAUAAUAUGAGUACCGGAAGUAUUGACAAUAAUCUAUUGAAGUAUCAGUUACAAUGGUCAGAUGAUGGACAAUUAAUGGCUAUUUGUACACCACAAAAACUUUUACAUGUAUUUCUAAGUCAAUUACCAUUGUUAGCUUCAUUAGCUUCUCCAAAUAGUACAAAUCUAUUGGCGAGAUUAACUUCUUUGUUGGAGGUUACUGUGGAACCUAUUCCAAAUGCUAAGCAAAUAGCUGACUUACCUGAACUAUAUCGUUCAUCGUAUUUAUUAAAAAUUGAAACGGAACCAACGUUUAUUGGUCUUGGACAAAAAUAUCUAUCUGUAGGGAUAAAUAAUCAUGCUUGGUUUUAUGAAUUGACCAAAUCAGAAAUCGUGUUAAUAUCGGAAUAUGAUUAUUUGACUACUGUGGAUCGAAUAAGCUUGAAUGAAAAUUAUGCUGCAGCUGUGGACCAGAUGGAAAACUUACAUUACACUGGAUAA
Molecule: messenger RNA, 1467 nt
Organism: Schistosoma mattheei
Lineage: Eukaryota; Metazoa; Platyhelminthes; Trematoda; Strigeidida; Schistosomatidae
Source: the annotation of a GenBank genome assembly